This is a messenger RNA of Cylicocyclus nassatus, 337 nucleotides long. Lineage: Eukaryota; Metazoa; Nematoda; Chromadorea; Rhabditida; Strongylidae. The record is from the annotation of a GenBank genome assembly.
GCGCCGACCGUGAGCGGUUGUUUUCAGAGGACUUUCUUGUCAUCGCUCGUAUAGUGCUACCGUUUGCCUGCCGAACCCUGCCGAACCCUUCCCACACCCACUGCUAUGCAUGUUGCGGGCCUACUCCAGUACUUGUUAUCGACCAACUCUGUCAAUCUCUCACUCAUCGCGCAGAAGGUUUUCCAGUGAUAGCUCUCUCAUGUACCAAGUUUGUGAUCGGUGGACCUUCAAGUCACUCGCUGUUCGGAUUUUUACUUCAUCCACACGUGGUUCGGGUCCGGUUCAUCCUUCCGUAGUUAUGUGGGAAUAGCUUGUCUGACCUGACAUUUUUUGCAUC